Molecule: messenger RNA, 1140 nt
Organism: Penicillium cataractarum
Lineage: Eukaryota; Fungi; Ascomycota; Eurotiomycetes; Eurotiales; Aspergillaceae
Exons: 2
Coding region: 1-1140 (379 amino acids)
Source: RefSeq, a predicted model, not a curated record
AUGAGUUUCCUCGAUUCCGUUCUCUCGUCACUCGGGUCGGGCAAACCUGCCCAAGCCCCGCUAUCUCAGCCUCCUGCGAUCCCAGCCUCAUCUUCAACAACGAAGAAAGAUGACAGACCAUUGCGAGUAGCGCCUCGCGCACCUCAGCCGGUGGGGAACACGGGCACCGGAAUAAAGCGCAAGGCAGAGGAUCAACUUUCUCGACCCGAGAGACGCGAGAGCCAACCAGCUAGUAAAGUCACCUCUACCAGGGCAGCAGCAUCUUCUGCGACGCCCAAGAUUAUACCAAGAGGUGUAUCAUCGACUACGGUCAAGCCUGCUUCGCCGAAACCCGUUGCGAGGAGCAAUACAGCACCUACGAUCAUAGCUCCGCCCGCGAGAACUGCACCUGCGAAACCACCAGUGGCAAAACCGGCAGUCACCAAACCAAUGGUUUCUAGACCGGCCCCGGCAUCAGCAACCGUAUCCAAGCCAGCAGCAGCUAAGGCCGCACCAACUUCUUCCAAAGCACCACCAAAAGGCUCCUUCGCCGAUCUCAUGCAGCAAGCCAAGGCUAUGCAAGACAAAGCUCCAGCCCAGUUGGGUAUGCUCCGUCAUCAGAAGGUACCGAAGGAAAGACUGAGCAAAGUGGAGCGCAAACGACGACUUGAGGAGGCCAAGGCACAAGAAAAAGCAGCACGUUCGGGGAAGCGUCCCGCGCCUGGCCCGGCCACGGCCACGGCCGCCACUGGCAAACCUACUGUCAAGCGACGCACGCCCGAGCCUCUCUCAUACAAAGGCACAGCCAAGCCGUCCCAAACCCCCGAGCCGACGGCGUAUCGGGGAACAGCCGGUCGGCAAUCUCACCGAGGUACUGCUGAGCGUCGACCACAUGGCAAACGUCGUAUGGACGAAUAUCUGGCAACCGACGAAGAGGACGAAGGCGAUUACGGCGACUAUGGCGACUACGAUGACCUUUAUUCAGACGCCUCUUCUGACAUGGAAGCUGGGUUUGAUGACAUGAGGGAAGAAGAAGAUGCUGCCUUGCGAUCCGCCCGGAAGGAAGAUGAGGAAGAAUUGCGACAGGAGGUGGCGGCAAAGAAGGAGAAGAUGGAGCGCCAGAAGAAGCUGGCUGCUCUUGCAUCCCGCAACAAGCGGUAA